GUCACGACCGGAAGCAGAAGAGUGACGUCACCGCGCCGACGCAAACAUGGCGGCUACGGACGUGGAAGACUUCAUCGGACAGAACAGGCAGCUGUCGGAUUUAGUCGAGACGUUUCGCAGCGUUUCCGAGAGCGAAAAACACUGGAAGAGCAGGAGGGAGUUUAUAUUCAGGAACAUCAACGAUUAUGAAGACCCUCACCUGGACCAGCUGCUCGCGCUGUCUAUGGUGUGGGCGAACCACGUGUUCCUGGGCUGCAGGUAUGAUCCGGUGCUGCUGGAGAAGGUGAGCGAGAUGGCAGAGGGGAUCGUUGUGGAGGACGCUCCUGUUUUUAAGACCAGAGAUGAACUGAUCAAACAGCAGCAGCAACAGAAGCAGAGGUGACGCCUGCACGCCUCGUGUUGUUUUAGCAGCAGCAUCAUCACAUCUGAUGAAGGAGCCUGAGAUCUGUGGAGCAUCACCAACUUGUAAUAACGUCUAGCUUGUUUGAUCCCUAGCUGUACAUACGACGCCCUGUUUUUGAAAUGCUUUUCUAUUAUGCAUGUUUUAAUAACUAGCUACAAUAAAAACGACCGCAUGUCCUUC
Messenger RNA from Sinocyclocheilus grahami, 583 nucleotides. It is a transcript of the gene xtbd1, whose product is annotated as CDKN2A interacting protein N-terminal like. The coding region runs from base 47 to 382 and encodes 111 amino acids. NCBI's taxonomy places the organism in Eukaryota, Metazoa, Chordata, Actinopteri, Cypriniformes, Cyprinidae. The transcript has 3 exons. The record is from RefSeq and is a predicted model, not a curated record.